UUCUCUCUAUAAAUGCACAGCAAAGAAAUCCCUUGGUAGUUCAUUAGCUUUCCCCUUCUAGUGAAAUCUCGCGCUAGGGUUCCUGAUCUCGAGGCUCUCAAAGCUUUGGGCAUAACAAAGACUACGAAGGACAAAUCAAGCUAGCCGAAAGGUCGUUUCCAUCAUCAACACUCAAGAGUUCAUGUCUGAUCUCGACGUUCAGAUUCCCACUGCUUUCGAUCCUUUUGCUGAGGCAAAUGCUGAAGACUCUGGUGCUGGAAAAAAGGAUUAUGUGCAUGUGCGCAUUCAGCAGCGCAACGGCAGAAAGAGUCUGACUACUGUGCAAGGAUUGAAGAAAGAUUUUAGCUACAGCAAGAUCCUCAAGGAUCUCAAGAAGGAGUUCUGCUGUAAUGGUACUGUAGUCCAGGAUCCAGAACUUGGACAGGUUAUUCAACUCCAGGGUGAUCAGAGGAAGAAUGUUUCUACUUUCCUUGUUCAGGCGGGCAUUGUGAAGAAGGAGCACAUCAAAAUCCAUGGUUUUUGAGAAGCCUCUCUCAUCGAUUGAUUAGUACUUGAAGACUGCGUUUUAUCUACUUAGCUUUUUUUUAUAGUUGCUUUACUAUUUCAUGCUUGAACUUGUACCUUGUGUGGUUGUAUUGGAGCAUAUAUGGCUCGUGUCUUUAGACUUGGCUGGCACUCUAUUAUAAAUGAAAACUUGUCUUUCAUUCUG
Messenger RNA from Asparagus officinalis (garden asparagus), 709 nucleotides. RefSeq names its product protein translation factor SUI1 homolog. Gene Ontology annotation, biological process: translational initiation. The record is from RefSeq and is a predicted model, not a curated record. The coding region runs from base 182 to 523 and encodes 113 amino acids. The transcript has 5 exons. Gene Ontology annotation, molecular function: translation initiation factor activity; RNA binding. NCBI's taxonomy places the organism in Eukaryota, Viridiplantae, Streptophyta, Magnoliopsida, Asparagales, Asparagaceae.